Molecule: messenger RNA, 1419 nt
Organism: Triplophysa rosa
Lineage: Eukaryota; Metazoa; Chordata; Actinopteri; Cypriniformes; Nemacheilidae
Gene: ccdc169
Product: coiled-coil domain containing 169
Exons: 8
Coding region: 658-1293 (211 amino acids)
Source: RefSeq, a predicted model, not a curated record
GAUAUUUUAUUAAAGUUGUGGUAACAGAAUAUUAUUUUCUUUUUUGUGAUGUCAUAAUACUUUGUUUAAAAGAGAUAUGGUUGUAUUAUUUAAUAUGACAUUAUUGUACUGUUCAGUGUUUACAGAAAUAUGCACUUAUGUAUUCGCUGUAUAAGAAUACUUUAUUUAUAAGAAAACUUUAUAUCCCUUUUACAGCCUUCCUUAAAUAUAUUUUAUUUUUCUUAAGAUGUACUAUAAAUCCAUGUUUAUUAGUUAAGAUUGAUAUUUAUAGAAGGAAAUGACAACAAAUGCAGUGUAUCUAAUGCAUUUUUAGAACAAUACAGUUUACUUUUUCUAAAUCUGUGUGAUUUGUGAUCUAGGCCUACCCUCAUGUGGUUUUCAAUGUUAACUAAAAAAUUCAAAGGUUCAUAGGUUAUUUAUUCCAGAUCUUUACAUAUGAUCGAUUUUCAUAUAAUGCUUCAAAAACCGAGUAAUACUGUCAACACUAAAAUAAAUUUAGAGGUAGCCUAAACUUAUUUUGGCAGUUUGAAAAUGUUGAAUGAGCCAUAGGUGCUAGGACCCAGCAUGAAUGCAAUGUUGAACUUUAUUGAGGUUGUUUGUUGCCAUGGAAACAUCUCAACAAUCCGAUAAACGUGAAAACGCUACUCGGUACAAAAGAUGAGUGAAACGUAUUACAGAGAUGAUAAGUUAUCCCAACUGCAAACAGAACUCGAGCAAGAGAGAGAGGUCAAUGAGAUGUUGCAGGACUCUGUGUGUGACUUGAGGAGCACGUUUGCUGAUUUGGAGGAAAGAAUUAACAGUGUGGAUGGAGAAGAGAAUGAAUGGCGAACCAGAUAUGAGACGCAGCUGGAGCUCAACGGGCAGCUCGAGACGCAAAUCAGUGUCGUCAGCGAGAGACUCGAGAGGCUCCGCGGUGACCCCGCAGACCGACUGGCUUCUAUUCGCUCAUAUGAUGAAAUGCCAGUGGAUGAUCUCAGACAGAAAUUGAAUCUGCUGAUUACUGAGAAGAACAGUCUACAAACUCAUCUCCUGGACCUUCAAAUAAGAAUCGUGCAAGAAGGAAAGGCUUAUCAGAAGGUCUAUGAAGAGAGGCGGGCCUAUCUUGCUGAGAUUACUCAGCUGUCCUCAACUUUGGAUCAUAAUAGAAGGCAGCAGAUGGUUCAGGCCCGAAGGACAGCACAAAGCCAAGGAAAAAACAGAGCCCAGGAGAGUCUAAAACAAGGUUCAGAUAAGGUGAUGGGGUCUGUCAGAAGAACAGCAGCACUAAGUCGACUGCCUCGAUUAAAACGCUAAUGCAGUGGAAUGCAUUACUUCCUCAUUUUUAUUCAUAUUGAGAUUUCAAACGAAGCAUUAUUUUUGUAACUGUGGUUAUAAUUUUCUUAGGGGACAUCUAACUUUUACUAUAUGCGCAAUGUUCAA